Apus apus (common swift) is the source of this 4008-nucleotide messenger RNA. It is a transcript of the gene SAP130, whose product is annotated as Sin3A associated protein 130. Lineage: Eukaryota; Metazoa; Chordata; Aves; Apodiformes; Apodidae. The transcript is spliced from 21 exons. Bases 66 to 3224 code for a protein of 1052 amino acids. Gene Ontology annotation, cellular component: Sin3-type complex. The record is from RefSeq and is a predicted model, not a curated record. Gene Ontology annotation, biological process: negative regulation of transcription by RNA polymerase II.
GAAGCGGAGCUCGGCGGCGGCGGUUCAGUGACGGCUGUCGCGGGGGACCCCGGGCACAGGCGGAGAUGAGCUCGCAGCAGUUCCCGCGCUCGGGCGCGCCGUCCGCCGGUCUAGGAGCAGCGCCGCCGCCGCCCGGCCCCGCCAGCGGCUCCACCGCUACAGUGAGUGAUGAAUCCAGUCGUGAGUCAGAAGUUGCUCCUAGAGAGCACGUCGCCCCUGGUGGCUCCAUACAACCUCGAGAGGAAAAGCAGGAACCAGUGGUGGUUCGGCCGUACCCGCAGGUUCAGAUGCUGACACAGCACCACCCUGUGCAGUCUGGUGCCCCGGUGACAGUGACAGCCCCACCAGCACAUUUGACUCCAGCUGUCCCCCUUUCCUUUUCAGAUGGGCUUAUGAAGCCCCCCUUGAAGCCCACCAUGCCCAGCCGGCCCAUUGCUCCUGCUCCACCCUCUACUCUGUCAGCUCCUACAAAGGUUCCUGGGCAAGUUACUGUGACCAUGGAAAGCAACAUGCCACAGGCUCCAACAAUUCCUGUGGCAACAAUCAGUGGUCAACAGGGGCACCCUAGUAACUUGCAUCAUAUCAUGGCCACCAAUGUGCAGAUGUCAAUCAUCAGAAGUAGCGCUCCUGGGCCCCCCCUACACAUUGGAGCUUCUCACUUGCCCCGAGGUGCAGCGGCUGCUGCAGUGAUGUCCAGUUCCAAAGUAACCACAGUCCUGAGACCAGCUUCACAGCUGCCAAAUUCCGCGACGGCCCAGCCUGCUGUUCAGCACAUUAUCCACCAGCCCAUCCAGUCUCGUCCUCCCGUGACAACUUCAAGCACCAUUCCUCCAGCUGUGGUGGCAACUGUCUCGGCCACAAGAGCUCAGUCCCCUGUUAUAACUACAACAGCAACACAUGCCACGGAGUCGACCCUCAGUCGACCUACCCUCUCCAUCCAGCAGCACCCACCUUCUGCAGCUAUUAGCAUUCAGCGGCCUGCGCAGCCAAGGGACGCGGCCACUCGGAUCACGCUGCCCUCACACCCAGCUAUAGGAACACAGAAGCCACAGCUCCACACCAUGGCUCAGAAAACCAUUUUUAGUACUGGUACUCCAGUGGCAGCAGCAACAGUGGCACCUAUUUUGGCAACGAAUACAAUUGCUUCAGCAACCACAGCUGGUUCUGUGUCUCACACCCAAGCGCCUACAAGCACCAUUGUCACCAUGACAAUGCCCUCCCAUUCUUCCCAUGCUACAGCUGUCACGACCUCAAACAUCCCAGUUGCUAAAGUGGUUCCUCAGCAAAUCACACACACUUCACCCCGGAUCCAGUCUGAUUACACAGCAGAGAGGAGUAAUCUCAUCCCCCUCUCCAGUCACCGGUCAUCUCCCAACCCUGUAGCAAUGGAAACCAGAAAUGACAACAGGCAGUCCGUGCCUGUCCAGUUCCAGUAUUUCUUGCCAACGUAUCCACCCUCUGCCUACCCUCUGACCGCGCACACCUACACCCCCAUCACCAGCUCGGUGUCCACCAUUCGCCAGUACCCAGUCUCAGCCCAGGCACCCAACUCUGCUAUUACGGCUCCGGCGGGCGUUGGCGUGGCCUCCACUGUCCACCUGAACCCCAUGCAGCUGAUGACUGUAGAUGCAUCUCACGCCCGUCACAUCCAGGGCAUCCAGCCCGCGCCAAUCAGCGCCCAGGGCAUCCAGCCCGCGCCAAUCAGCGCCCAGGGCAUCCAGCCAGCGCCCAUUGGGACGCAGGGGCUGCACCCCGCAGCACCAAUGGGGGCACAGGGACUGCAGCCAGCGCCAAUGGGCGCCCAGCAGCCACAGGCUGACACCAAGACUUCAGCAGUAGUCUUGGCAGAUGGAGCCACCAUUGUAGCAAAUCCUAUUAGCAACACAUUCAGCACGGCUUCUGCAGCAACUACAGUUGUGCAAACCCACAGCCAGAGCACCAGCAUCCCAGCUCAGGGCUCCUCUCCGCGCCCGAGCAUCCUCCGGAAGAAACCAACCACAGAUGGGCUGGCCGUCAGGAAAAGCUUAAUUCCACCUCAGCCACCUGAAGUAGCUAGCACGCGUGUUGAGAGUGCGAUGCGGAGCACGUCUGGAUCCCCAAGGCCUGCUGGUGCAAAGCCCAAACCUGAAAUUCACGUGUCCAUGGCCACUCCGGUCACUGUGUCAAUGGAGGCAGUGUCUAACCAAGGCAGCGAGCAGCCCACCAUUGUGGUUCCCCCAACCUCCCAGCAACCCCCCUCUGCCAUUCCAACAAUCAUUGCAGCAGCCAGUCCCACCUCACAGCCUGCAGCAGCUCUGUCCACCAUUCCAGGAGCUGUCCCAGCUGCUCCACCAACUUCUACCACAAUUGUGGCUGCACCUGCUCCUCCAUCAACCAUGAGUGGGGCCCUGUCAGCAGUGCUGGGUCCUCCAGUGCCAGACAUAAAAAUCAAAGAGGAAGUGGAGCCUAUGGACAUAAUGCGACCAGUAUCUGCAGUCCCUCCGUUGACUACGAGUACAGUGUCUUCAUCUCUGGCGUUGCUGGCCAACAACCUUUCAAUGCCUCCAAGUGACUUGCCACCUGGUGCCUCCCCGAGGAAGAAACCCCGUAAGCAGCAGCAUGUCAUCUCCACAGAGGAAGGGGACAUGAUGGAAACCAACAGCACUGAUGACGAGAAGUCCACUACCAAAAGUUUGCUGGUGAAGGCAGAGAAGCGCAAGUCUCCCCCAAAGGAAUAUAUAGAUGAAGAAGGUGUGAGAUACGUCCCGGUACGUCCACGGCCGCCAAUCACGUUGCUCCGUCACUAUCGCAACCCUUGGAAAGCUGCUUACCACCACUUCCAGAGAUACAGUGAUGUCCGGGUGAAAGAAGAGAAGAAGGCCAUGCUCCAGGAGAUUGCCAACCAGAAGGGCGUGUCCUGUCGUGCACAAGGGUGGAAGGUCCAUCUCUGUGCAGCGCAGCUGCUACAGCUGACCAACCUGGAGCACGAUGUGUACGAGCGACUGACUGCCCUGCAGGAGGGCCUCAUUCCAAAGAAAAAGGCAGCCACUGAUGAUGAUUUGCAUCGAAUCAAUGAGCUGAUACAGGGGAAUAUGCAGAGGUGUAAACUUGUGAUGGAUCAAAUCAAUGAGGCUCGAGACUCCAUGCUAAAGGUCUUGGAUCACAAGGAUCGUGUUUUGAAGCUUCUAAACAAGAAUGGAACUGUCAAGAAGGUAUCCAAAUUAAAGAGAAAGGAGAAGGUCUAAAGCCAGAAUAAUGACUCUGAAAGUGGAGAAUGUGUACAGAAUGGAGUUGAACCUGAUUGUGGUUUGGAUUUAUUUUUAAGUGGAGCAUCUGAAUAAAAAAGGAUGAGCUUAGGGAACAGUUGGCAACAAAUGGGCAUGUGAAGCGUGGUGACCUGAAGGGAUUGUCACUGAUUUCUCCUAAUGAACAACGAUUUCUCUCAGGCUCAUCCCUUUUUAAAGUCUUUCUGGUCCCAUUUGUUUAACCCUCCGGAUGUGUCAUUGCCUACUAAUUGGAACCAGGGAUGCAAUAUGUGGUGGACAGUGCUCCUCCUGCUCUGCAGCUUAGGGGUAAAUGUACCCAAGGUGUGUUGACACCUGUGAGGCACGAGGCUCUGCAGGGGCCACCAGGAGGCUGAUGUAGAGGUAUCAACCCUGACAAGAGCUGUGCUUCAAAGCAGCCGAAGUGAAGCUGCUUUCAGAUACCCCAUUCAGAUCUUUUUCUUCUGACCCUCCAGUGUCUGAAGUAGCCAUCUUAAACCAGUGCCACUGCACCAGGAGAUCUGCCGUGUUCAGAAUCUCCAAUGGCUGAGAAGUUCUAGCUGUCAAGUUAAAAAAAUAAAUAAAUGGGGGGGGGGAAUAAUUUCCCAGUGAUGUUGUGUCUCUGUGUGUGUCUAUGUUGGUGCUCUGGGAUCCUUGUUUUGAAGUACCUCCUGCAACAGAGGACUUCCUGUAGCUGGUGUAAUGCUAGUUGUUAAUUACCAUGUACAUCCUGAAAACAUUAAUAAAGGACUUGGAGGUUUUUGUA